Coniophora puteana RWD-64-598 SS2 is the source of this 1254-nucleotide messenger RNA. RefSeq lists its product as uncharacterized. Bases 1 to 1254 code for a protein of 417 amino acids. Gene Ontology annotation, cellular component: cytoplasm. NCBI's taxonomy places the organism in Eukaryota, Fungi, Basidiomycota, Agaricomycetes, Boletales, Coniophoraceae. Gene Ontology annotation, molecular function: acid-amino acid ligase activity. The record is from RefSeq and is a predicted model, not a curated record. The transcript has 6 exons.
AUGGUUUCGCUGACUUUCAGCGUGAUAAAGAGAGGCUUGCGGAGCCAGGUGCGCUUUUUCUGCUUGGUCGAGGGCUAUCCUUGUCUUAUUCUGACAUCAUGUUUGUUCCUAGGUCCUGGCACUAUCGCACCGUUUGGCGCUGGGCUUAUCGUCAACUAUCGCUCGCUUCUACUCACGCACGCAGCGUUUGCUCUCGCCGAGCGCUCUGUCGACGUGUUAUCUCUUACAUGGUCCACAACGGUCAUCGACUUUAUGCAGUGGAUCGACGAGGAAUGGGAGACGCUCCUCGAAGGCAUUGAAAAGGGGAAGCUGCCUCAGUUUCCUGAGACAGAGGAGGUGCAUGCGGCCAUCGCUACCAUGUUUUAUGCAGACCCGGAGCGAGCGGAAGAGCUACGCAAGAUCGGUCCUCCCUCGCGUACCGCCGUUGGGUGGGCAACGAAGACCUGGCCCGGCCUAAACUCGUUGCGGGCCAUCAGUACAGGCGCUUUUGAACGGCUCCUCCCCAAGUUGAGGGCAUUUGUGGGUCCAGAUGUAAAAGUUGCCACCCCAGGGUAUGGCUGCACGGAAUGCCCCGUCGGUGGCACGUUUGGCGCCGAGGUUCCUUCCGUAUUCAAGGUGGUCAACGACAACUAUAUCGAGCUACUCGAGAUCCUCGAUGACGGUGAGGAUGGCGCAGUCAAGCAGCUUUGGGAAGUAGAGUUUGGCAAGCUAUAUGAGCCCGUCUUUACGACGUAUGAUGGUCUAUGGCGGUACCGAAUCCAGGAUGUCGUACAAGCUGUCGGCUUCGACCCUGCCGAUGGUGCUCUGGUGUUGAAGUACAAAGAGCGCCGCAACCUGUCGAUGAAAAUACCUAACUGCGCGUUGAUCACGUCAUCGGAUAUUGUUGAGUCUGUCGCUUCCGUCGAAGGACUCAAGCAUGCCGAGUUCACGACGUUCCUCGACGAUCGCUUGGUCCCGGCCACAGUGGGAUUCUUCGUAGAAUCCGCUCAAACAAGCACUAUCUCACCCUCGGAUCGAGACGUGAUCCGGGACGCAUUGGUUGAAACGAACGGAAACUUUGCCAUUAGCGCGAAGAGGGGCUCUGCCGUUCGGCCGACUAUUCGGAUUCUUGCUCCUGGAACGUUUGCUGAGUUUAGGCAUUGGAGAGGGUCGCUCAACGCUUCGGGAAGCUCACAAAUCAAGGUCUCCCUCAUCACGCUCGAUCCACGGUCGCAAGAGUUCUUCCUCGGUAAGGUCAUUGAUGAGGUGCAUUAG